AUGAAUCCGGAAGAAGGUUGCAAGGAGCUCGAAGAGAGCAUAUGCUGGGCAAACUCUCCUCCUGCGCCAGUCCCAGGGAUGUGCUACAUCGAGCCACAGAUAAAAAGAGACUUCACUUCGUUCGAUGGAUCUCUUGAGAAAGCUAUACCAAGACAGUUGUAUACAGAUCUUCUUGACGCCAUGGACAUAGACUUCAUGGGAAUGGUUAUAAAUCACAUUGAGGGGUCAGUCCAAAACACCAAGAACCUUGAUCAUCCAAGCGAGGUUCUUAAGGACUCCGAAAGGAGGGCCGAGGUUCUGGAAAGAGAAAGAAUAAAGGAAAGCGUGAAUAGAAUAUUCGACUAUCAAAAGUAUAUCCAAGAGUCUUUUGAAGAUGUAGAUAGCACAAUAAUCCAUCCUGUGGACAAGGACAUCCAAGUGGAGGAAACUUACAACCUCUUCCCAGGGUUUGAUGAGGAGCAUGUAAUCAUUCAGUCAGACAAUAUUGACUUUCAGAGAGUUUCCUUCAGCAUUCUAGAAGAAGAGUCCUCGCAACUGUUUAGAAGGGCUUGCAUGUCUGAUGGAAGGGCUCUUACAUGCUUACCACAGAGAGUGGACGACUUCUUGGUAUUCCAUAUAAAGAAUGGGAAUGCAUAUUACAAUGAGGUUUCCACACUUUACAGACUUCAGGAGCCCAGGAAAAAAAAAAAACAGACGGGGAAGAAGGGUAGUUGGUGGAGCAGGAGAUCAAAAAUAAGUGUGAUACAAACCCCAUGGGAUCGUCGGAUUCUGGAAACGAGUCCAAGACCAAUGAAGGUACUUUACAGGCCACGGCUUCCAAGAAAAUGCCAUUGA
Encephalitozoon romaleae SJ-2008 is the source of this 834-nucleotide messenger RNA. RefSeq lists its product as hypothetical. Lineage: Eukaryota; Fungi; Microsporidia; Unikaryonidae. The transcript has a single exon. Bases 1 to 834 code for a protein of 277 amino acids. The record is from RefSeq and is a predicted model, not a curated record.